Molecule: messenger RNA, 1101 nt
Organism: Erpetoichthys calabaricus (reedfish)
Lineage: Eukaryota; Metazoa; Chordata; Cladistia; Polypteriformes; Polypteridae
Product: paraneoplastic antigen Ma1 homolog
Exons: 1
Coding region: 1-1101 (366 amino acids)
Source: RefSeq, a predicted model, not a curated record
AUGGAGGAUGCAGAAGGGAGUAAUCUCUUGUCGGUUGACUUGCGCAACUGGUGCAGAGGAGAAGGUAUAGACCCUGCUCAUGCUGUAAUGUUAACUGGUAUAAGAGAAGACACUGAGAUAGCACAUAUUGAGGAAGCCUUGCAUGGUAUUAAAGUUUUAGGACGUGUCAGAGUAAGGGGCAAAAUGUACAGCCCUACACAGAGGAGUUUAAAGGUGCUUUGCGAAUGCCGAUCUGAGGUGGAUCCAGCAGCACUUCCCCCAGAAGUCCUACCUAAUGGUGGGGAGGGGGGUGUUUGGAAACUGGUGACUACCAAUAGAGUGAGUGGUAGCCCAGAAAGUUUCGCUGGAAAAUUUGAAAAACUACUUAAAGAUGAAGGGAUGACUAUGGACGAUGUACAAGCUCUGUACAUGCGUGAUAAGUCUGGUCAAAGUAACCCAGAGUCUAUUAUUCGGGCUGUUGGGGAGCUGAUAGGAAAGACAGUCAGGCCCUCAAAUGAAAAUAAUGCCUAUAGGCGUUUAAGGUUUUUUUCUGGUGUGAGUCCCACACCUGCAGGUGAAGAAGGCUUGGAUGUUUGGGCUGAUCAAGCAAGGCUUAUGGUGGAUGAAUGUGACUGCUCCGAUAAAGAAAAGCGGAGGAGGCUAAUUGAGAGUCUGAAAGGGCCAGCUUUAGAAGUCAUUCAAGCCGUAAGAGUGGCUAAUCCUGAUGCUCGGCCUGCAGAAUAUAUUGAGGCUGUAGAAAAUAUAUUUGGGACAACUGAGUCAGGGGAAGACUUAUACAUUGCAUUUAGGAUGCUACGUCAGCAAAGAGGGGAACUAUUGUCUACGUUCCUUAGGAGGUUAGAGAAGUUACUUGCUAAAGUAGUGCGGAAAGGAGGUCUUUCGGCUGAUCUAGCAGAUAAAGCCCGGGUGGAACAGUUAUUAAGAGGGGCUACUGAGUCUGAAAUUAUGCUGUUACAUCUCAGGCUAAGGGAGAGAAAGCAAAACCCCCCAUCUUUUUUGAAGCUGCUCACAGAAAUUCGUGAGGAGGAAGAAUGGGAAGAGCGUAGACAACAGUCCAGUUGGAGCACAAAACAACCCCGAGUUCGCUCAGCUCGUGUGUAG